Molecule: messenger RNA, 1289 nt
Organism: Vitis vinifera (wine grape)
Lineage: Eukaryota; Viridiplantae; Streptophyta; Magnoliopsida; Vitales; Vitaceae
Product: transcription factor bHLH94
Exons: 3
Coding region: 139-1110 (323 amino acids)
Biological process (GO): regulation of transcription by RNA polymerase II
Molecular function (GO): DNA-binding transcription factor activity, RNA polymerase II-specific; protein dimerization activity; RNA polymerase II cis-regulatory region sequence-specific DNA binding
Source: RefSeq, a predicted model, not a curated record
UUUAAAAAGCUAGAUUUGGGCAUCCAAAAAGGACCCAAAGGGCUUGGUUUUUGUGGGUGGGAGAGAGAGUCCCCCUUGAUGUGGGUUGAUUCUAAAAACAGAGCUCUCAUCAACUUCUAGAGAUAGAGAGAAAAAAAAAUGGCACUUGAAGCUGUGGUCUUUCAACAAGACCUGUUUGGUUAUAAUGGCAAAGAUCUUUACAGCUUGUUUGGGGGGAACUGGAGCUGUGAAUUUGGCCUUGAAAAGGAGGAUGAGAAAAGUUGCUGCUUUGACACUCUUGAGAGCCAAACAGAAACAAGCCAUCAUUAUGAGAAUUGGAAUUCUCCUUCUCAACCUCCUCCUCCUUCAAUAGUGCCUCACUUGAACGAGUGGCACCAUCACAAUUCAUCCCCAGAAGGCCUAAUCCCAAAACAAGUUCCGGAAUUUGAUUCCACUCUUCCGACCGCCACAUCAUCUUCCUCUCGCCCCAAGAGACGCCGAUCCAAGAGCAAAAAGAACCAAGAAGAAAUCGAAAACCAGAGAAUGACUCACAUUGCAGUCGAGCGCAACCGCCGCAAGCAGAUGAAUGAGUAUCUCUCCGUCCUCCGCUCAUUGAUGCCUGAAUCCUAUGUUCAAAGGGGUGAUCAAGCGUCUAUCAUAGGAGGUGCGAUCAACUUUGUCAAGGAGCUUGAGCAGCGCCUGCAGUGGCUCGGUGGUCAGAAAGAGAAGGAAAAUGGCGAGGCUGGAAGUUCCGCACCCUUCUCUGAAUUCUUCACUUUUCCACAGUACUCAACAAGCUCAACUGUGAGUGAUAACUCGGUGUCCAUGGCGGAUACUGUGGGUGGAAACCAGGCGGUCAUUGCUGACAUUGAAGUGACCAUGGUGGAGAGCCAUGCCAACCUGAAAAUAAGGUCGAGAAGGCGGCCGAAGCAGCUGCUGAGAAUGGUGUCCGGAUUGCAAUCCCUGCACCUCACAAUCCUCCACCUCAAUGUCACAACCAUUGAUCAAACUGUGCUUUAUUCUCUCAGUGUGAAGGUAGAAGAUGACUGCAAGCUGACUUCAGUAGAUGAUAUUGCCACUGCUGUGUAUCAGAUGCUAGGUAGGAUUCAAGAAGAGGCUAUGAUAAAUUGACAAACCCUCUAAUUCUCCACUGUAAUUCCUGCUUUUCCUUUUUUUCUUUUCUUUUUUUACCUUCAUUUAUGUGGGUAUUUUUCUCUCAAUCUCUUUUUGAUUAGGAAUCUUUUGUAUCUGACAUUGUUUAUUGCACCCAAUGUUUCUUUCUUUCAUAUCAGUUGAGGACUGUUUCUCUA